Messenger RNA from Anoplophora glabripennis (Asian longhorned beetle), 1194 nucleotides. RefSeq names its product fatty acyl-CoA reductase wat-like. Gene Ontology annotation, cellular component: peroxisome. The transcript is spliced from 6 exons. Bases 19 to 1194 code for a protein of 391 amino acids. Gene Ontology annotation, molecular function: alcohol-forming very long-chain fatty acyl-CoA reductase (NADP+) activity. The record is from RefSeq and is a predicted model, not a curated record. Gene Ontology annotation, biological process: long-chain fatty-acyl-CoA metabolic process. Lineage: Eukaryota; Metazoa; Arthropoda; Insecta; Coleoptera; Cerambycidae.
UUAUCCGACCACACAACAAUGGGGAAGACCCACGGAAACGACGGAAGAAGCUUAACGCCCGUCCAAAGAUUUUUCGUCGGCUCCAAAAUAUUCUUGACCGGAGGUACAGGUUUUAUAGGGAUCCUCCUGCUGGAAAAGCUGCUGAGCUCCUGUCCCGACAUUUCCAAAGUCUUUAUGUUGGUCAGAGACAAAAAGGGAAAGGAUGUUCGGACCAGAAUGCAAGAGUUCUUCGACAAUGAAGUAUUUUACAGAGUUAGGGAGCAGUGUCCGAACUUCGCGGAGAAGAUAGUUGCUGUGAAAGGAGAUUGCGAGCUACCAGGACUGGGACUGCGCCAGCUCGACAGCGAGACGCUAAUCAGAGAGGUGACAACACCUCUGUUUUUGGGGAAAUAUCCUAACACGUACACCUUCACCAAACACAUCGGAGAAGACGUGGUGCGACAGGAAGGUGGAGGGUUACCCGUUGGAAUACACAGACCCUCCGUUGUGUUGUCGACUUACAAAGAACCCCUGAAGGGUUGGAAUAACAGCAUUUACGGCCCUGCUGGUCUAAUGAUGGCUGGAUACGUGGGCAUAGUAAAAACAUCACCAUACGAUACAGAGGUCAAAACUAACAUGGUGCCAGCUGACAUGGUGGUAAAUUCCAUCAUAGCCGCAGCUUGGGACAUUGGGGAAAGUUUUAUCCGAGAAAAAGACACGACCCCCACCAUAACUGUCUACAACUAUGAUCUGGAUCUGGACGUAACAUGGGGCAACUACUUGUAUACGUGCAAGAAGUACGCUUUAAAGUAUUUCAGCGUCAAGACCAUGUGGUACUUAGAUGGGUUGCUCUUUAAGUCAUUUUUCGUCUACAGUGUUAUGCACUUUUUCCUACACACCAUCCCUGGCGUCAUCAUCGAUGCUGUUCUGGUCUACAGAAAGAAACCUCCGAUGAUGCGAAGUAUAUAUCGGAAACUUUACAAAACUGAGAAGAUGCUGGCUUAUUUCAAAAUGAACGAGUGGACUUUCGAAACUGGAAAUCUGAGAGGACUUAUAGGCAGGAUGUCCGACGAGGACAAGAAGAUCUUCUACUGCGACGUCAAGGAUUUCGACUGGGAGGAAUCUUUGGAAUACUACACCCUGGGGUUGAGGAUAUACUUGAUGAAGGACCCCUUAGAGACGCUCCCAGCAGGACAGAAGCUUCGAGUAAGGUAA